GCCAUUUUAAUUGAAGUGCCGAAUGUAAAAACGUGUGUGUGAAAAUCUUAACAAUUUUCACAAUAAACCAUUGCCCGAGGCAGUAGUGUUUCGUUUUAUUAUUGUAGACACUUUUCCUCAUCUUCUUUGUUUUUGUACCAUUUUUUUUUACAAAUCGUAAUUUUUUUUUGUAAAUUUUUAAAAUUCGGAAGUGAGAAAGAAUUGAAUAUUCUUAUAAAAUUUAACUCAUAACGAUGGCACAAGAAGGAAACUCGGAUUUCGCCUCAAAAUUUUCCACAUUGAAUGUUAACGCCAUGGAAUUUGUGCCGAGUUUUGCAUCAAAUGUUCCAGCGCCCGCUGCACCAACAUCAGCCGCACCCCCAACUCCAAACGUAGAACCGGCGGAAACAGAGCCAAAAUCGCAAGAUGCAUCACCCACAAAAACAACAGACGAUGAACCGCCUGUCGCUGUUGCAGCACCGUCGGAAACAAUUGAAGAUAAAUCGCCUGAUAAUCCUGAGAGCGAAGCACUUGACAGUUGGGAAGAUGAAGUGGCAACAACACCAGAAGAUGAGGAAGGUGAUGAAUUGGGUGAUGGAAUUGAAAACAAACCAAAAGUUAUCAAGAAAAAGCCUUCACUUGUAGAAGAAAACAAAAGCAAAAAAGAGCAUGUGAACGUUGUUUUCAUUGGUCACGUUGAUGCUGGAAAAUCAACAAUUGGUGGACAAAUUAUGGCUCUAACUGGAAUGGUUGACAAACGUACAUUAGAAAAAUAUGAGCGUGAAGCUCGUGAAAAAUCACGUGAAAGUUGGUACUUGUCAUGGGCAUUGGAUACAAAUCAAGAGGAACGUGAUAAGGGAAAAACAGUCGAAGUUGGUCGUGCAUUUUUUGAAACGGAGAAGAAACAUUUUACCAUUUUGGACGCACCAGGUCACAAAAGUUUCGUACCAAAUAUGAUUGGUGGUGCGGCUCAAGCCGAUUUGGCUGUUCUCGUAUUGUCCGCACGUAAAGGUGAAUUCGAAACUGGUUUCGAUCGAGGCGGUCAAACGCGUGAACAUGCUAUGUUAGCAAAAACCGCUGGUGUCAAGCAUUUGGUUGUUCUUGUCAAUAAAAUGGAUGAUCCAACGGUAAAUUGGGACGAAGGACGUUACAACGAAUGCAAAAAUAAUAUUCUGCCAUAUUUGAAAAAACUCGGUUUCAACAUUGCAAAAGAUUUGACAUUUAUGCCGGUGUCCGGUCAACAAGGUCUUGGCCUGAAAGAUGUUGUACCAUCUGAAAUUUGUAGCUGGUAUUCAGGACCGUCAUUCAUUGAUUUUAUCGAUGCUUUGCCAUCGAUGAACCGUAAAUCAGAUGGACCAUUCAUUAUGCCUAUUGUUGAUAAAUAUAAGGAUAUGGGAACGGUGGUCAUGGGCAAAGUUGAAUCGGGAACGGCGAAAAAAGGACAAAAUUUAUUGGUCAUGCCAAACCGAACGCAAGUCUCAAUCGAUCAACUGUGGUCCGAUGAUUUUGAAGUCACCUCGGUUUGUCCCGGCGAAAAUGUUAAAAUUAAAGUUAAGGGUAUCGAAGAAGAAGACGUUUCGCCUGGUUUUGUGCUAUGCGAUUCGUUGACUCCAAUCAAGGUUGGCCGCAAAUUUGAUGCUCAAUUGGUGAUCUUAGAACAUAAAUCAAUUAUUUGUGCGGGCUACUCAGCUGUUAUGCAUAUCCAUUGUGCCGCUGAAGAAAUUACAGUCGCUGCAUUGCUUUGCUUAGUUGACAAGAAAACUGGUGAAAAAUCAAAAACCCGGCCACGAUUUGUAAAACAAGAUCAAGUAGCAAUUAUGAGAAUCGAGUGCUCUGGUCUAAUUUGCCUUGAAGAAUUUAAAACAUUCCCACAAAUGGGACGAUUCACCCUAAGAGAUGAAAAUAAAACAAUCGCUAUUGGCAAAGUUCUCAAAGUAAUUGAGUAAACUGAUUAAAAUUGAAAAGGAAAAAAUGUUGGAUUGGAAUAGACCAUAACACACAGAGAAUAUCUCAAAUAAAAAGAUGAACACAUUUAAAUGGAUACACUAAAAUUGUAAACUACAUACCAUUGUACUGCAGAUCACGAAUAUCACAAUCGACGCUUUUUUGACAAAUAAUUUCCAAUUCCUACAAACAAAAAUACCAGUUCCGAAUAAAAAAGAAAACUUACUCUGUUAUUGCAUA
Molecule: messenger RNA, 2163 nt
Organism: Contarinia nasturtii (swede midge)
Lineage: Eukaryota; Metazoa; Arthropoda; Insecta; Diptera; Cecidomyiidae
Gene: eRF3
Product: eukaryotic peptide chain release factor GTP-binding subunit ERF3A
Exons: 7
Coding region: 234-1925 (563 amino acids)
Biological process (GO): translation
Cellular component (GO): translation release factor complex
Molecular function (GO): GTP binding; GTPase activity; translation release factor activity
Source: RefSeq, a predicted model, not a curated record